Molecule: messenger RNA, 3158 nt
Organism: Ictidomys tridecemlineatus (thirteen-lined ground squirrel)
Lineage: Eukaryota; Metazoa; Chordata; Mammalia; Rodentia; Sciuridae
Source: RefSeq, a predicted model, not a curated record
AUGGCCUCAGAGACCUACAUGCCCGGCCCUGUGUGCCUCAUCGAGAACAUGAAGGGGCAGCUAGUGGUCAAGCAGGAAGCCCUGCAGAUCCUGUCAGCCAUCACUCAGCCCAUGGUGGUGGUGGCCAUCAAAAUACACGAAUUCCAAAUCCCCUUCUCUGUGACAACCCCUGCACUCCCCUCUGCAGGCUUCUCUGUGGGCUCCACGGUGCAGUCUCACACCAAGGGAAUCUGGAUGUGGUGUGUGCCUCAUCCUGAGAAGCCAGGCCACACCUUAGUUCUGCUGGACACCGAAGGCCUGGGUGAUGUAGAGAAGGGUGAUGAUAAGAAUGAUACCCAGAUCUUUGCCCUGGCAAUCCUUCUGAGCAGCACCUUUGUAUACAAUACCAUGAACAAAAUUGACCAGGGGGCUAUUGGCCUACUGCACAAUGUGACAGAACUGACAGAUAUACUCAGGGCAAGGACAUUGCCUGACAAUGGAGUGAAAGAUGCUGAUGACAUUGGAAACUUCUUUCCAGACUUGGUGUGGACUCUAAGAGACUUCUACCUAAGCCUGGAAAGAGAUGGACAACUCAUGACAGCAGAUGAAUAUCUGCAGAAUUCACUGAAGAUGAAGAAAGGUAGUGAUCAAAGAACUCAAAGUUUCAAUUUGCCUCGUCUGUGUAUUCAGAAGUUCUUUCCAACAAAGAAGUGCUUUGUCUUUGACUCACCCACUCACCAGAAGAAGGUCUCCCAGCUAGAGACACUGAAGGAGGAUGAGCUGAGUUUUCAGUUUGUGCAACAAAUGGCAGAAUUCUCUUCCCACAUCUUCAACAAGUCCAAGAUCAAGACACUUCCAGGAGGCAUCAAGGUCAAUGGACCUUGUUUAGAGAACCUGGUGGUGACCUAUGUCAAUGCUAUCAACAGUGGGGAUCUGCCCUGCCUGGAGAAUGUAUUCCUGGCCCUGGCCCAGAGAGAGAAUGCAGCUGCAAUAAAAAGGGCACUUGCCCACUAUGACCAGCUGAUGGGCCAGAAGGUGCAGCUGCCCACAGAGACCCUCCAGGAGCUGCUGGACCUGCACAGGGCCAUCGAGAGAGAGGCCAUAGAAAUCUUCAAAAAGAACUCUUUCAAGGAUGAGGACCAAAGUUUCCAGAAGGAAUUACAGACCCUACUAGAUGCAAAGCAGAAUGACAUUUGUAAGCAGAAUGAGAAAGCCUCUUCUGAUUGUUGCUCAGCUUUACUUCAGGAUAUUUUUGGUCCUCUGGAAGAAGCAGUGAAGCAAGGGCUUUAUUCUAAGCCAGGAGGCCAUAAUCUCUACCUUGAGAAGAAAAAGGAGCUAAUGACAAAGUAUCAUCAAGAGCCCAGGAAAGGAAUACAGGCUGAGGAAGCUCUGCAAAAGUAUUUAAAGUCCAAAGAGUCUGUGAGUAAAGCUGUUCUACAGACAGACCAGGCUCUCACAGCCAAGGAAAAGGAGAUGGAAGAGGCACGUGCAAAAGCAGAGGCUGCCAAGGCUGAAGCAAAAAGUGUGGAGGAGAUUCGUAGGCAUAUGCAGCAAAUGAUGGAAGAGAAGGAGAGACUCCAUCAGCAGCAACUAAGACAAAUAGAAAUAGAAAGAGCAAAGUGUCUGGCACAGCAACAGUUGGAGCAGGAACGUCGUCUGCGGGAAGAAGCCCAAAAGCUCAAGUUGAUGCAUCAGGCUGAAAUGUCAAGGUUUCAAGACCAGAUCCAGCAUAUCCACAGAACAAUGUCUGAGCCACAAGCUGCUCGAUGUAUCAUUCUCUAAAAUACAUCAAAGCUUCCUUAUUUCUUUUCACUAAAGACACAAAGAAACAAGAAACUAAAGAACUUGGAACAAUCAACAUUUAAAUAAUCCUAAAGCCUUCUGCCUAGUCUUCUAAUUUGUCUCUAGAUAUUGCAAGUCACCCAGGCGUCUAGGUAUCGCAAGUUAUCACAUGGGCUCAGUCAAAUGGAACAGUACCCUGUUCAGCAUCACUACUGCUUAUGGUCAUGUGCUGGAUGCCAUCACAGGGAGGCACCAAUGGUACCAUGGAACAAUCCACAGUUCUUACCUGGUUGGAGACUGCUAUACUAUGGGCAGUGGUGCAAAUCAGCACUCUCAGUUGGCCUUCUGCAUAGAGAAAUUCCAAGUUCAAAGGAAACAAUGUUAACAUGAAAUGGAGAUCUUUAGAGGAUGAAAGGAAAUACUACUAUGGAAAUUGUGUCAUAGGCUUAAGGACUAAACAAAAAGCUUUUUCCUUUUCUCUAAUCCUCACUAAUUCAUAACUUAUAAUAGGUAACAACUUACAUGUGACUUAAUAUUUUUGCAUUACAUAUUUAUAAUCCUUUAGAGCUUGUAAAUAGGAAUCAUAAGUAAUAAUGUGUAAUGAGCCCAAGUUCUGAUGGUGCUCAUAGAAUGAGUUUGGAAGGGUUCCUUCCUUUUCUAUUUCAUGCAAUCCUUUGAGGAGUAUUGGCUUUAAUUUUCCUUUGAAGAUCUCAUGGAACUCGGUUGAGAAUAUGUCUAGUCCUGCUUUCUUAAUUGGUUGGCUUUUGAUGGUGUUUUCUAUUUCAUUACUUAAAAUUGAUCUGUUUAAAUCAUGUAUGACCUCCUAAUUCAGUUUGAGUAGGUCAUAUACCACUGCAAAUUUGUCAGUGUCUUUGAUAUUUUCUAUUUUCUUGGAGUAUAAUUUUUCAAAAUAGUUUCUAAUUAUCUUCUUAUUUUAGAUGUGCCAUUGUGAUAUUUUCUUUUUCAUCAUAUAUUUUAGUAAUUUGAAUUUUUCUCUCUUUUUCUUUUUGUUAGCAUGGCUUAUCUAUUUUGUUUAUUUUUUCAAAGAACCAACUUUUGGUUUGGUCAAUUUUUUUCAGCUGUUCCUUUGUUUCAAUAACAUUGAUUUCAGCUCUGAUUUUAAUUAUUUCUUAUCUUCUACUACUUUUGGUGUUGAUUUGUUCUUUUUCUAGGACUUUGAGAUGUGAUGUUAAGUCAUUUAUUUGUUGACUUUUUAUUCUGUUAAUGAAUGAGCUCAGUGCAAUAAACUUUCCUCUUAGUAGUGCCUUCAUAGUGUCCCAGAGAUUUUGAUAUGUUGGUAAUGUCUCUUGAAUAUACAUAUCAUCAAUGAAAGAGAAUAGAACAUGAAAAAAAAAACUAUAUCGGAAGUAUGGAGGGUAAAGAUGGACUUUUAAAUA